GACCCCGGCCUGGGCCCUUUUGUGUUCGAAGGCUAUGACUCGGCACCCCCGGGCCCCUGGCGGCUCCUGAACGAUGGGCACACUGUGCAGCUGAGCCUGGAGGGAGCCGGGGGCCAGGGCCAGCUGUGCAUCCGGGGCGGGGGGCUGCUCCACAGCUACUGUGCCCUGCAGCUCCACUUCCACUGGGGCAGUCCCACAGGCAACGGCUCUGAACACACUCUGGAUGGGCAGCGCCACCCCAUGGAGAUGCAUGUGGUGCACAUGAAUACCCUCUACCGGAGUCUGGAGGAGGCCCGGGGCCAUCCUGGGGGCUUGGCUGUGUUAGCCUUCUUGUUCAAGGUGCAGAGCGAGGACAAUGCCAACUACAACACCAUUGUGUCUGGGCUGAGGAAUGUCUCCCACCAGGGGCAGUCUGUAGAACUGGCGUCCACCUUCCGCCUGGACAAGCUGCUGCCAGAGCGAAGCCUCCUGUCUCGCUACUACCGCUACCCUGGCUCCCUGACCACCCCGGCCUGUGACGAGGUGGUCCUCUGGACCAUCUUUGAGGAGCCCGUCCCCAUUGGCAGGGCGCAGCUGGCCCAGUUUGUGUCCACCCUCCAGGCCAGUCCCGUGGGUGCUCCCCCCGUCAGCAUGAGGAACAACUUCCGCCCAGCCCAGCCCAUCGGGGCCCGAAAGGUCUUGGCCUCCCCGAAAACCACGAAGAACGGCGCCCCGGCCUUCCCCCUCCCGGCACAGAUGUGGGCCCUGCUCUGGCUGCUUCUCGGCAUGGCCUGUGGGCCGGGCUCUGGUGGGGUGCUCUGAGCUUCCUCAGGCUUGUUCUUCAGGCCCAGCCUUGCCCUGCUUGCCCUGCCCCUGCCGGCUCCUCAUGUGCUCCCUGUGGGGGGAGAGAACCCAGGGUAGGGCAGUGCUCGCUGUGGGACGUAGGGGAAGUUGCUUAGAUUCUCUGGGCCCCAACUUCUUCAGCAAGUGAAUGGGAGAAAACCUGCGCUGAGAGGCUUUAGCAUCUGCUGGAGGAACCCCAAGAAACAGGGCAGACAGAGGGGGAGGCAGCAGGAGCUGGGGGUGAGCCUCCCAUCCUCCCACUGAGCCCAGAGCCCGGGCAGCCCAGUGGAAGGGCUUCCUGGGGGAGGGGGGUUUGUAGGGCAAACUAUAGGACUCCCAAUUGGGAGGCAUCGUAGGGACCAUCUAGUCUGGGCCUCUCCUGGUACCAGCCCUGCCACCCCUGUUCUAAGGGGCCUCCCAGCUCUGACAGUCUUAUUUUCCUGUGGCUCCUGGGCUUGGCCAUUCUUGUCUCCCCUUUCCCCACUGCCUAGAGUCUCAUUACCUCCUGACCCCUCUGUUCCUGCCCCCCUCCUCCCCCCAAGCACCAGAGACCAACAGAAGUUAAACCAGCCCUUCCUGGGCCAAUUCUGUGCCCGGUGAGGUGCCAGGAUGCCCGCCUGGGCUCAUGUGUCCCCAGCCUCCUCCCUGUGUCCCCUGAUGCUGGGCGAGCAGGAAGGAGAGGCCAGACGUUGUUAAUAAACUCCGUUUAUCAGC
Messenger RNA from Gracilinanus agilis (Agile Gracile Mouse Opossum), 1536 nucleotides. Its product is annotated as carbonic anhydrase 15-like. Lineage: Eukaryota; Metazoa; Chordata; Mammalia; Didelphimorphia; Didelphidae. The transcript has 6 exons. Gene Ontology annotation, cellular component: plasma membrane. The annotation marks the transcript as partial. The record is from RefSeq and is a predicted model, not a curated record. Gene Ontology annotation, molecular function: carbonate dehydratase activity; zinc ion binding.